UUUUACCAUCCAGACCAGAGUCAGGCCACAGACGGACAUGGCUGCUCAAGGCUGGUCCAUGCUCCUGCUGGCUGUCCUUAACCUAGGCAUCUUCGUCCGUCCCUGUGACACUCAAGAGCUACGAUGUCUGUGUAUUCAGGAACACUCUGAAUUCAUUCCUCUCAAACUCAUUAAAAAUAUAAUGGUGAUAUUCGAGACCAUUUACUGCAACAGAAAGGAAGUGAUAGCAGUCCCAAAAAAUGGGAGUAUGAUUUGUUUGGAUCCUGAUGCUCCAUGGGUGAAGGCUACUGUUGGCCCAAUUACUAACAGGUUCCUACCUGAGGACCUCAAACAAAAGGAAUUUCCACCGGCAAUGAAGCUUCUGUAUAGUGUUGAGCAUGAAAAGCCUCUAUAUCUUUCAUUUGGGAGACCUGAGAACAAGAGAAUAUUUCCCUUUCCAAUUCGGGAGACCUCUAGACACUUUGCUGAUUUAGCUCACAACAGUGAUAGGAAUUUUCUACGGGACUCCAGUGAAGUCAGCUUGACAGGCAGUGAUGCCUAAAAGCCACUCAUGAGGCAAAGAGUUUCAAGGAAGCUCUCCUCCUGGAGUUUUGGCGUUCUCAUUCUUAUACUCUAUUCCCGCGUUAGUCUGGUGUAUGGAUCUAUGAGCUCUCUUUUAAUAUUUUAUUAUAAAUGUUUUAUUUACUUAACUUCCUAGUGAAUGUUCACAGGUGACUGCUCCCCCAUCCCCAUUUCUUGAUAUUACAUAUAAUGGCAUCAUAUACCCCUUUAUUGACUGACAAACUACUCAGAUUGCUUAACAUUUUGUGCUUCAAAGUCUUAUCCCACUCCACUAUGGGCUGUUACAGAGUGCAUCUCGGUGUAGAGCAAGGCUCCUUGUCUUCAGUGCCCCAGGGUGAAAUACUUCUUUGAAAAAUUUUCAUUCAUCAGAAAAUCUGAAAUAAAAAUAUGUCUUAAUUGAGACUCAGUGGGAUAUGCAUGUAAUACCAGCACUUGGGAAGUUAACGCAAGAAGAUCAUGAAUUCAAGGCUAGCCUGGAGUACAUAGUCAGUUACAGACUAACUUGGGCUAUAGGGACACUGUGCUUCAAACACACACACACACACACACACACACACACACACACACACACACACACACACACCAGUGGUGGAUGGGUAGAUGAGGUGAUAUCAAUUGUAUAGCAUAAAUAUUUUAAAAUUUAAAAUGUACUUUUCAGGUUUUUAGUUUGCAUUUGUGUGUGUAUGUGUGUCUGUUUGUGUGUGUGAAUAUGUAUGUGCAAAACUUCAGGUGUCAGUUCUCAAUUCCCACCUUGAGGCAAGAUCCCUCUGUUGUUUUUACACCAAGAAUGUCAGGCUAGGUGGCCAUGACAUCUCAGGGAGCCUCCUGUCACUGUAGGAACACUGGGGUUACAGAUAUAUUUGCUUUUGGCUUUGCGUUGAUUCUGGGAACUCAAACCUUGGUCUUCCUGCUUGAAUGGCUUGAAUACUAGUCAUAUUUCCAAACCAAUCACUUUUUAGUAAAUUUUUAAUUGAGAAAACCUUGUAGAUAACAUUUGUCAAGAUUAUAGGCAAACGAAAAUGUGGAUGGGAACAACGAUAGGAAAUCAAGGCUUUCCACAUUUGAGGACGAUAAUCAGGACACCGCUGCAGACAAGUGAGGUGCAGAGAGACAGAGAUACCGCCACGUUCUGACCACUUAGCUUCUUCCUGACAGAAAUUUGGCAUAUAUAACACCAAUAAAUAUUAAAUAACCAAACAUCCACUUUCUGCUUGUCAUUUCAGAUGAAAGAGUGUGUUACAAGAUGAAUGAUAUUACCUUGGAGCCAAGGCAAGAACACUGUGUCCAAAGAGGACUGUGUGUAGGCUUUCUCUAGCCAACUCUUUUGUGUUUGCCUUUUUCUGUGAACCGGAUGCCUCUCCAUUUCCUGCUUAGUCUUUCUGCUUUGCUGUUCUGCAUGGACAGUCAUCCACCCAUUUUUAGUUUUGAAAGAGGUGUUACUGAUCAUGUUGCUUUGUUUGUACACAUUGGUUCAACUACCUAUAGCUCAGAGCCUCUUUCCCCAUGGCUCAAGUGAGGCCGUUCUGUGGUCUGUCAUUGCAGAAUAAAGAAAUAGAUUAUAGUGAU
Molecule: messenger RNA, 2127 nt
Organism: Mus musculus (house mouse)
Lineage: Eukaryota; Metazoa; Chordata; Mammalia; Rodentia; Muridae
Gene: Cxcl15
Product: C-X-C motif chemokine ligand 15
Exons: 4
Coding region: 38-541 (167 amino acids)
Biological process (GO): chemotaxis; immune response; defense response
Cellular component (GO): extracellular region
Molecular function (GO): chemokine activity
Source: RefSeq, marked validated